AGUGGUAAACGUGUCAUUCACUGAAUAAUAUUUGAUAAGAAAUGUUAUUGUUAUAAUUCCAAAACUGGUUGCACAUUAUCCUGCAUAUUGCAUUUGUGCUUUAGAUUAACACAGUCAUGGCUGCAAUAGAGUAUAGAAAAUUAGUUGAUUAUGGAUUAAAUCCUAAAGUGGCAAGAGAGCUUUGUGGUCUGUUUGAAUCAGGAAAAGUAUCUCCUCAAGAAUUAGACAACAGAGCUCUAGAUGCCCUGAAGGAAUGUAAUGUGAAUGAAGCCAUUGGAGUCAUUAAAACUUUUGCGGGAUCAGAGAGAACCAACGUCAAAAACAAAAGUGGUUACUUAUGUGGUAUGAUUAAGAAACAAAGACAAAAACAAGCUUCUCCAGGUCCAUCAAUGCCUAGAAAUCAGGGAGAAAAAUCAGACUUCCAGCUUUCAAAAGCAUUAUCAUACAUACUGAGACAUGGUGCUGAGAAACUAGGAUAUAAAAUGAUGCCAGGUGGGUUUCUUUAUGUGGAAGAUAUUCUGAAAAAGCAAAAGAAUCUAUGUGACUAUGACCUUGAAGAUGUAAGAAGAGUUGUAGAAACAAAUGACAAGCAGAGAUUUCAUAUGGAGUGGGAAAGAGAAACAGGAAAAAUGAAAAUCAGAGCAAACCAAGGACAUACUAUUGAAACAGGAUGUUCCCCAGAUUUUCCACCGAAUAUACAUUCAGGGUGGCAGCCUAACAACAUGAAUACUAAUCAGUAUCAAGGAGUUCCUCAUGGAAUGCAUACAAAUCAAGGGUAUAACCAACAACCAAACCAGUUUCAAGGAUAUAACCAACAACCAAACCAGUAUCAAGGAUAUAACCAGCAACCAAACCAGUAUCAAGGAAGACCUCAAGGAAUGUGUGCCAAUCAAGAGUAUAACCAACAACCAAAUCAGCAUCAAGGAUAUAACCAACCCCGAAACCAGUAUCAAGGUUACAACCAACAACGGCAUCCACAAAAUUAUGGUCCAGGGUUAGCAGGAAUGAUGCCACCACCACCAGCACAAAAUAUGAACCAACCUCAACAGAAUGUCCAAUAUGUCAUGGUUCCUGUUCCUGUGUCAUCUGCUGAUGCCCCUCCAGGACAAGGACCAGCUUCUUAUCCUCCACUAUUGAUGCCACAAUACAACCCAAAUUUGCCUCAAGGAAAUUUGAAUAUAAUUGACCAUCAAGGUAAUCCACAGAGAGACCAACAAACUCCAGACAGAGAAAAACAACCUAAGAAGAAAAGAGGAAAAAAAAACAAACAAAAAACUGAAGAGAAUGAAAUACAGGAUCAUCCCAGAUCAGGACAGGCAAAUCAAUCUGAGGAAGAUGGCUUCAUAAAACUAAAAUCUUUAUUGUCUGAAGAACCAGCAGAACACUACAGAGUUGAAACUAGGGUUAUAGGUGAAAGUAUGGACGAUGACAGUAAUAGAGGAGGUGGUAGAGGGCGUAGGCAAAGAGGUGGUCGUGGGCGCAAAGGUCAUGGAGGGCAAAAUAACCAGAAGGAUGACAAGCAAGAUUCAGAAUCUUCCAAAUCUUCUGAACAUGCUGAAUCUGAGGAUGAAAUGGAUAAAUACCUGGGAUCUAGAGAUGAUCUCCUUAGUCAGAGGUCAAACAGAGGAAGUCGAGGAAAUCUGAAUAAAAUUUUCGGAAGUGUUGACAGUAUUAGUAGUCAAGGUUCUAGACAGAACAGAAGAGGAAGAGGAGGUUAUAAUAGAGGCAGAGGUGGCCAAACCAGUCAUAUGAAUGAAGAAGAGUCAAAUCCUAAUGAGGAAAUCGGCCAAAGUAACCGUGGUCAUCAAGGAGUUAGAGGAAGAGGUCAAGGUCAACAGAGAGGAAGAGGAGGACAUGUGCAUAAUGAAAAUAGAAAUGAAAUAAGGGAAAAUGAAGGAGGUGAUACUCAUGGAAAUCAAAGAGGAAGGGGAAAGGGUAGAGAUAGGGGUCGUGGAAGAGGUGGUAGACAGCAAAGUGAGAGAAAAAAUGAAUUGGAAGAUGAAGACAUACCAGAUGUGGAUGAUAAUGAUGUAUUUAAAUUCCUGAUCAAAUCUUUUGGCGGAGGAUGUACUUUUGAAGACUUUUUAAGGCGUUGUGAUCUUUUUCCUAUGGGCUCUAAUAUUCCUCUGUGGUUUAAAAAACAUAGUAGAAGAUUUCAUGUAUUCUGGGAAGGAAAGGACAUUAUUUAUCUCCAACCAUUUUUUCAAGAUGCCAGAAUCUGUAACAAAUGGAACAGCAAGCAAAAUCUAGGUCAAUGUCAGAAUGCUCAGUGUGAUUUUUUCCACAUCUGUCGUCGCUUCAUUAGAGGCAACUGUAAAGAUAAGGAUUGUCCACUGUCUCAUAGUUUUAGAAAUCUACACAAUCGGCAUUUAAAGGAUAAACUUGGAAUCCGCGAAUUUACUGAUACUGACAUCAAGAUUGUCCUAAAUUGUAAUUCUCCGUCAGUUUGUGCAGAUUAUGUUUACAACAAUGGUUGUAAGGUAGAAAAUGGAGAAAAAAGAUGCCCACACUUACACUUAUGUGAGAAAAAAGUAUUUGGAAGAUGCAAAGACCCAUGCAAGUUUAAGAAAACUCACUCUAUCACUCAGUUUCACAACAAAUGGGUUCUGACUUCAUGUCAUAUGAAGGGAUGGCCAGAGGCACGAGUAUUGAGGUCUAUAUAUGUACCACCAAGACAAAGAAAAGUAAAUGAGGAUGAUUAUUCUGAUGAUUCUGACCUCAGUCAAGAUGAAGAUGAUGCUGAUGAUGCCAGUGUUUGUUACGACAGCGAUGUAAAUAUCAGUAGUGAAAGCCUUUCAAGUACUGCAUCUGGUCCAGCCAGAAAAUUCAAUAAGUUAAUCACCUCUGUUGAAAAUCUUAGUAUAGAAGAUGUUAGGGAAAGAGGAAAGAUGAAGCUUGGCCGCAGAGAAAGAUUCAAAUCAUCAGAAGAUAUCAUUUGUGGAAUUGUAGGUAAAGACGACCAAGGUCUUCCUAAAAUGUCUGUACCACAACAUACAUAUGAUGAUGAUGAUGACAUUAAAGAAAAAGAGAGAUUAUUGAUGGAAAAGUACAAACAGGAGAAGCAGGGAACCAGUUCUGGUAAAGUUGUAAAGCCAAAGCCCCCACCAAGGCCUUCAAAAGUGAGUCCAUCUGAUCCAGAUUAUCAAGAAAGAAACCCUUCUGUGUUAAAGGAUGAUAUAGAUAUUUCCAAAAUCUGCAUUUUUGUGUCUAAGGAUAAAUGUCCAUCUGCAUCAUGUAAAAAUAUUCAUCUGCCCAGUGGUAUUCCUUACUUGUGGCAGAUAAAAAUGUUUGGCAAAUGGUUUUCUCUAACAUUGGCAGAGAACGAGAAAAUAGAGAAAGGUUACUGCAAUCUACUAGAUGUUGAAUCAACUGAAGUGAAGUAUAUGAGUAUUAAAUACAGUUACCGUAUCAGGUUCUCAAAUAUGCAGGCAAUAAUUUAUGAUGUUGAUGGUCAACCAGCUGCUGCUGACAAUACUAGUUGUGAUGUCAGACGUCUAAGUACCCCAUCCUUUGCUGAGAAGAAAAUGAUGGUCGAUAGUUAUCUUACACAGUGGAGAUGGUACUGGAAAGAUGAUAGCAGGAAUUGGAAUAUGUACACUAAGGAUGUUUUUCUGUUCACCCUUGAGAGGAAGUAUCAGACAAAACAGAAGACUUAUUUGUAUACAAGGGAGAAUUACAACUUCAUGUACAGGAUAGAUUUCCAGAAGAUGACCCAGAUUAACCUUGAUACAGAUAAAGAACGAAAAAUCAUCAGACGCCCACUUUUUGUUUCGAAAGAUGAUGUGCAACAGAAGAAAUAUCCAGAUAGCAUACAGUUCCCAGUUGCUAUGAGUACAGCCAAACCAAUGCAUUUCUACCAUUGGGACUGUGCACACGAUUUUGAACUGGUAGAACUUGACACAACAGGGAAGGAGUUCAUAGAUGUAUUAAAGUCACUGCAGGAUUCCAUGAACCCAACCCGAUUUGGGAUUAAGUUUAUUUAUAGAAUUCAGAAUAGAAAACUUUGGAGUGAAUAUGACAUAAAGAAGAAGCUCAUGUUAGCUGAUGCUGAACAAGAUGGUCGUGGUCAAAUUAUUGAUGAGAGAGAUUUAUUCCAUGGCACAGAUUCCUUGGAUACAUGCCGUGGUAUUUGUACCAAUAAUUUUGACUUCAGAACCAGUGGUCGCAAUGCUACUCUUUAUGGGGAAGGUUCCUACUUUGCUGUUCGUGCUAAAAUGAGCCAUAGUUACACAAAGGCAGACCUACCUACAGACAUCCGUUUCAUGUUUAGAGCCAAAGUCUUGGUUGGGCAGUUUACAGCAGGUAAUCCCUCCCUCCGUCGACCUCCAGAAAUUCCUGGACAGGUACAUAAGUUAUAUGAUUCCUGUGUGGAUAAAGAUCAGGAUCCUCAAAUCUUUGUUGUCUUCGACAGAAAUCAGUGUUAUCCUGAAUACCUGAUUAUGUACACUGACAGAGAGACAUUACCUCCAGUGGAUCAAACCAUUGCUGCUUCAAGUAUCUCUAGCAUUUCAUCUUAUGGAGGAGACCCAUUAGUUUAUCCACAUCAAUUAGGAAGCCCAACUUCUCCCACAAUGCAAAGUUUCCCCCAGGCGUUUGCUGGAAGUGCAGAAGAAUCCCCAGCAGCUUUCAGAGCACGUUUAAAUGAGCAUAGUAAGAGGAAAGAGGAAAAAUGUGUUCUUCAGUAAACAAAUGUCUAGAAUUAGACAUAAUUUAGUGAAGGAUUUUGUUUUCAUGUUUUAUAAAUAAAUUCACUGUUCCUAUCCUAAUUUUGAUAUAUAUGUACAUUUUAGGUCAAUGAAAAACAUGAAAUAAUGUAGAUUAAAUCUCAUGUAGAAUCAUCCCAAAUCAUGAAUGAAAUCCUAUGUGUAUCGUCUGGUAAAACAUGAUUUGAAAUUUUUGACAGGAGUAAAUAUGUUUACUCUUUGUUAAAGUUAAUUGUUUUAUAAUAAUGGAAUUUCAUGUUAUCAUGGUUACAGCUAAAUUUUGUUUGUUAUAGAUAAAUUAUUAUGACAGAAAGAAUAUUCUGUUUCAGACAAUAUUAUGACAUUCAAAUUUAAAUGUACCUAUAAAAUAUUGAAAUGAAUUUUUUCAUAAAUGACUCAUUUCUUAAAAAUUGUCGGUCUGGAUCAUUUGAAUGAUAAAAAUUUGAAAAUGUCUGUUGCUUCAUUGUCAGUCCAAAUGUCUGACAAAAGUGAGUGAAGUUUUCAAAAGAAUCAUAGGAUUGGACUGAUGAAAAUGAAUUUUGGACUCAGAAACUAACAGUAACAGUCAAAAUGUCCAAUAAUCCAAAAUUCUGUAAGAACUCUGUAAUUUGAGAUAAAGAACUGUAAUUUUCCCUUGCCCUUAGUUAUUCAGUUGUAUGUAGGGAUGUUGUGUGGUGAACUGAUAUGCAAUAUCAAUCCUUUUCCAUAUCAUUGAAAUCAAAUGAUAAAGUAAAAGUAUGUUACAAUAUCAAAAUAUGUAUGGCCUAAAUCUUGCUUCAAGAAAUGGGACAUUUAAAAUCUUUUCCAUUGGUCUUUUGUUGGAUAGUUGAAUCAUUAUCAAUCAUAUGUAUACCACAUCUCCUUAUUUAUUUUUUUAUUAUUGAUACUAUGAAGGACUUCCAUGAUGCUAAGGACUAUUCCAUUUAAAGGAACGUGGCAGGCUUAGGAAGGUCAGUUUCUUAUUUGGACAUGGGUCAUGGGUCAUUUAUGGCUGUAAGGGUCAAGAAAAAUGGAGCAGGAACACUUGACUGCCCUCAUGUCAACUAUAAAUAAAAAAAUAAAAGAUGUGUUAUUUUAAUGCAUUUUAUUAUGCAAAUUAAAUGUCACAUGAUAUAAAAAAUGAUUAGAGCUAACUUUUAACUGUAAGUACUGCAAAUUCAGAAAUUAUUGAGAGGUUUUCAUUAAUGGGAAUAAUGCAGUUGGAUGAAAAUCGCAAUAAUAAGAACUUACUUUCUGAUAUUUGAUGCAAAUAUCUGUAUGCAGCUUUUUCUGAAAUCGCAAUAAUAUUGCUGUUUUUGCCAUUUAAAAAAAUUGCAAUAAUAAAUCAUUAAAUGUACACAUUGAUUUCUGAAAUUGCAGUAUUUUUUUUAAAAUAUUUUUUUUAAUAGAACACGAUCUUUCCAGCUUGUCUUCUUUUCUGUCCAUCCCGUUUUAUGUCAGAAAUUAAGUUAAGGUAGAUUCCCACAAAAUUGUGGUCACAUUUACUUGAAAUUUAGUACACUUGUUUAUUAUAUUGUUAACUUUUUCAAAAGUAUGUGGAAUUGGUGUUUAACAUAUAAAUGCAAAUAAACAAAUUAUUUAUGUAAGGAAUAACUGUUGUAUUGGAAAAAAUAACCCAUGCCAAUCUGUGAUUUCUGUGUCACUAAUUGAGUGUUUUUGGUGAUAUGUGGACUGUUAAUUCACUAUUGGCAACAAAAGUAUUCAAAUACAAUAAAGUUAACCCUGUUCUAAUGCUGAGAUUGUUAAUCUAUCACAAAUUCUUUAACAUUGUCCAUUAAAAAAUGGAAUUGUCAACACAUAUGGUCAAAUUGCAUUAAAAUUUUCACGUUAUUAAUGUCAAUAUUUUUGAUGGUUUUGGAGCAAAUUAGAAAAUGUAAAAUAAUUUAAUAGAUGCACAACAAAUUUGAAUAUACCACCUCUCAAAAGAAACUGUUUGUAACCUAAUGGCAACUGAGUAUUCCUAAAAAGGCUUAUAAAAAGUCAAAAUAAGUGGUCCUAGACCAAUAGAAUUAAAAAGAAUCUUAAACAUUGUGUUACCUCUGAAAGAUGCUUUUAUUAUCUUGGCAUCACAUAAUAUCUUAUAUUUUACACACAUACAAUAAAAGUAUGAACCUAAGGAAUUGUUAAAAUCUUGGUAGAAUUUGAGAAUUCUAUUCUUGAUUCAUCAAAAUGAAUAUAUUUAUAAAAAUGCAUAGAUAGACAUUUGUUGCUUUUUCAAUAUAUGUAUAUUUUUGGAGCAAAUUGUAAAUUUGAAUGUAUGACCAUUUGUAAAAAAAUGUUUCUCUGUGCUGGAGAAAGAUUUUCAAGACAAUCAGAACAAGAAUUUUCCCUUUUGUUUUCGUUUGUGGAAAUAAUUAUGGUGUACAAGAAAAGUGCUGCAUCAACAAACAUUGAUAUUUAUUCUCCCACUCUAGGAGUGAGGCUACAUGUAUAUUGGAAGAAAGUAGCACAGAAAGUACGAUGACAAAAAGUCACAGAACAAAAGGCACAGAUAAAAGACACCUGACAAUAAGUUGCAGUUAAAUUUGAAGCUAAUUUUUCUUUCAUAGGCAACAGACUAAUUUUUAAAAGUCUUUUUGUAUUUUUCUUGAAUAGUUAAACAUUAUACAACUUUGUUAACAAAAAAUGAUGUUCAACUUAUUGUUAAGUAAACAAUCUGGCUUCAUCAGGUGACUAUAAAUUUAUCCUUUGUAUGAUUAAAAUGUUAUCAUUAUUCCUUUAAUUAUGCAAAAAACAAUUUCCUGCACUAUACAACAUGUACAAUAUUUUUGUUCAUUAAAAGAUAUUAUUUCAACAAUUUUUUUUUUUAUUUCACAUUAAAAUGAUAAGAAAUAAAUUAACUGUGACUUUUUUCUAUAAUUUUUGUGACCUUUUUUUUCAAUUUUCACAGCUAUCUAAAUAGUUUGCCUUAAGUUAAUUUCAUAGAAACCAGGCAUAUCCUGAAUUGUACAUGCAUCAUCUUUCUUUAUGCCAAUUUUCUGUCAAUAAAGUCUUGUAGUGAAACAGUACUGUUUGGAAGUCAACUGCUUCUAAAAAUAACCCUUAGUUUUCUGGAAAUCUCACAUAAGUUUACUAUGGCGGGCAUUUAUCCCCAAUGUUUAAUGGAAAAUCAUGGACAAAUAAAUUUUGGCUCGAAUUGGUCUAAAUAUAUUUCUCGUCCACCAAAAGUUUCAUUUCUGCAAAAGUAAACAUUGACAUCAAAAGCACUAUUUUUUGUCGGAGUAGGGCUAUUUUAACAUAUGUUCUAAAUUGGAGUGGUGAAUUGGUGUUCUAACACUUAAAUGUCCUUAGACUUUUUGUUUGUUUACUAAGAAUCACAUUGUCCAUAUGUUUGUUCUUCCAUUUGUUUUUUUCAACAAAUAGUUUCGUCAUAACUUUUCUCUAGAAUUACUGUACAGAAGAACUUCAUAUUAGGUGAGCAGCUUUGCAGUGAUGAGUUGUAUUGUGUGAGCACUUUUCGCAUCUGUCAGAUGCCUUCCUCCUGCUUCUGAUACUUUGAAUAAGAAGAAAGGGAAGGACUUAGCAUGAUGAUGCUUGCAUCUUCUUGUUAAUUUCUAUUUGAUUUAAUUGCAAGUCUACCGAAGUUUGAAAGUAAAUGAAUAAGAUAUAGGCUAGGAAUCUUUUUCUGUGAAUAAAUAAUGACGGCUUUUCAUGUGAUGCAAUGUCAUAAGAAUAAACUUAUUGCUUCAGCAUAACAUUUUUCAAAUAAAAAGUUCUUACAUCAAUUCAAAAUUAAAGAUCUAUUAGGGAAACAGAGAUUACUUUGGAUGGCCUUACAUUAUAUUUAAAUACUUACAAUGGUCAUACAUUUAUCUUUUAGUAAAGAAUUUAAAAGCUUUUUUAAAAUCUAGUUUAGGUAUUUAAGCCAUAUUGCUGAUUGUUAUAGCUAGGAAUACAUAGGAUUCAAUCUUUUUCUUGUUCAUCAAUUUUUGUCUAUUGCCGAAAAAGUGUAUUUAUUGUGGAUAAUUGAUUUUAGUAUCAUAAAUUAUACAUACAUUAGCCUGUAGGUAAAGAAACAUCAGUUUGGGCGCAGUCAGAAAUAAAGUACAUGUUUUAAGCAAAAUAGUUGCUACGUAUAGCUGUAAAUAAUUAGAAUAUGUUGGUAAUUGAGGUAUCAAAUGAAAGUUGAAGGAGUAGAGAUCACUGUAGAACCUGUGUUGAAAGGUUAUUUUAAAUAAUAGAAAAAAAAUAUGAAUUUGAAUUAGAAGGUAAUAUGUUGCCUGUUUCUAAGAUCAGGCCUUUCAGUCUUGUACAGUUUCACAUAUAUAGCAUAUUUAUUGUGCUAACUCUUUUGAAGAGAUAACAAUUAUUUUUCAUUCAUUUUGUAAGGAUGACUUUUGAGUUGUUUGUUUCUAUAAUAUUCUUGUUGAUACCCUCUUAAUGAACCAGUAAUUUGUAAGCUUCAUUUACAGGGUAGCUUGUGCCAUAUCUUCUAAGACCUAGUGAGACAGUGCCAUUAUAUUUGUUGUAUCUUACAUUUGUUAAUUUUAGGAAAGCAAAGGUUGUGCAAUUUCAUGAACUUACAUUUUACAAGAUAAUGACUGUGCCAUUUUAAGAAAAGAAUAAUUUGUAUUGUUCAGUUUUGUUUGUGAAUGUUAAAACUUGCAUAUACAGAUUUUCAUUAAACUUUUGUUUACAAUAUUAUUCAAUAGAUGUAUGAGUAGCUUUAAAUUUUUUGUUUCAAUAAGAUUAAUUAUACCUUUGAAACCCAAUGUGACUUUUCACCUUAAGAAACGUAUUUACUUUUAUAACUCAAGGCCAGCAAUCAGUACAAAUUGAUUAGUUAUAUGGUAAUCAACCAUAUUACAAUACAAAUUGAUUUGCACAGAUACUGUAAACUCAGAUAUUUUGCAAGGUUUUUAUUAUUGUGAAAAUUGCAAAAGGAUUAGUUUUGCCAAAAUAUAAACUUACAUUUCAAUUUUGAUAGCAAUGUGUGUAUGCAACAUUUCUAGAAAUCACAAUUAUUAAUCUCACGUUUUUGUAAAUAAUUGUUCAACAUUACAAUAAUAAAUGCAUGCUAAAAUUUCUGAAUUUACAGUACACUGUGUAGUUUGGUAACUUUGCCAAUAUCAUCUUGGUGUACUCUGUAACAGUAAGCCAAAAGUAGUGUUUAGAUUACUAUUAACCUCACAUAAUUUUGUUGUCAACUUUACAGUCUGCAGUCUGUAUCCAUGUAAUUGCAUUUUCUUUGAGAAACAAAGCCAGUGGAGUGAAAGAAAGAAAUAUUUUGAAUUUACUUUAAAUUGCAAGAUAAUUACAAAAUAUAUAUAUUGUUGAAAAAGAUAAACUUUAUUUUAAGUUUGCUGAAAAACAGGAGAAAAAUUUGCGUUAUCCUUGCUCUCCUGCUUGAUUUUGAAUAUAAUUUAUAUAAUAAACAAUGUAUUAAUAUAGAAUAUGUAAAAAUGAUAUCUGUUUUGUAGUUUAAAAGCCAUAUUCCUAAAAUUGCUUAAUGUUAAAAAGAUUUUUUUUUGUAUGUGAUCACAGUAUAUAUUUUGUUCUGUUUAUUUGUUCUAUUGGCUAAUUAAUAAAAUUGUAUAAUUGGG
Molecule: messenger RNA, 10246 nt
Organism: Mytilus californianus (California mussel)
Lineage: Eukaryota; Metazoa; Mollusca; Bivalvia; Mytilida; Mytilidae
Exons: 12
Coding region: 117-4685 (1522 amino acids)
Molecular function (GO): metal ion binding; NAD+ poly-ADP-ribosyltransferase activity
Source: RefSeq, a predicted model, not a curated record